AUGGUCGCGACUACUCAACAGAAGCCUGAGGCUGAACAAAAAAAACUGGAUGACAAAAAGGGAACUGGGAAAAAUGAACCCAAGAAAGAAGAAAUGACGGAGGAAGACCAGAAGCUUGAGGAAGAUCUCAAUCUCCUGGUGCAACGUCUUUCUGAGCCCGAUACAUCUCUGUACAAACCAUCACUCGAAACUAUGCGCUCACUGAUCCGGGCCUCUACAACUUCAAUGACUUCCGUGCCAAAACCGCUCAAGUUUAUGCGUCCACAUUAUACCAAAAUGAAAGAGAUCUACGCAUCGAUUGCAGCUACUGAUGUCAAAAAGCUCUGCGCUGACAUUAUUUCAGUGCUUGCAAUGACUUCGGAUGAGCGAACCGACACUAUCAAUUAUCGUAUUCUUGGUUCACACGAACCAAUCGGAGACUGGGGACACGAAUAUGUUCGGCACUUGGCAAUGGAGAUGUCAGAAGAGUGGAAAAAAGAAGGAACAUCCGAUGCAAGAAAGACAGAACUUCUUCAGUUAACUCAAGACAUUGUUAGUCAUCACAUGAAACAUAAUGCUGAAGUUGAAGCUUGUGACUUGCUUAUCGAAAUUGAACGUCUUGAUUUACUCAUAACUUACGUUCAAGAAGUAGAUCACCAGCGUGUUUGCCUUUAUCUUCUUUCCUGUGCACCUUUGACUCCAGAUCCGGACAAUGUUAUUCUUAUCCGCACUGCCCUCCAGCUUUAUCUGAAGUUCAAUCGAUUCCUGGAAUCUGUUCGCUGCGCGAUUAUGGUCAACGAUGUCCCGAAAGUGCGCGAAAUCUUCGCCAAGGCUUCGGACCCACUUCUUCGCAAGCAAAUGGCUAUCUUGCUCGGUCGUCAUCAAAUUUUCUUGGAUUACGAAGGAGCUGAUGAUUCAGAUGCGCUUGCCGAGCUUAACUCGAAUUCCCAUCUUUACGAGUAUUUCCACUCACUCGCUCGUGAGCUUGAUAUUAUGGAACCGAAGACCCCUGAGGGAAUCUACAAGUCUCAUUUGGAGCAUUCUCGUCCAUUUGGAAAUUCCUCUCAGCCGGACUCCACUCGAAUGAAUCUAGCUGCUGCUUUGGUUAAUGGAUUUGUCAAUUGCGGAUUCGGAGUAGACAAAAUGAUGGCUGAAACGGAAGAAGCUUCGAGAUGGUUCUAUAAAAAUAAGGAAUAUGGCAUGCUUACCGCAGCUGCGUCGCAAGGAUUGAUUUGGAGAUGGGACAUCGACACAGGCUUGGCACAAUGUGAUAGAUUCCUUUACAUUAAUGACGACUACAUUAAAGCGGGAACACUUUUGGCUAUUGGUAUCAUAUCAUCUGGAAUUCAAGAUGCAUGUGAUCCAGCUUCAGCUCUUCUUCUUGACCAUGUUCAGUCUGAUCGUUCAAUUAUGAGAGUGGGAUCCAUUCUUGGUCUUGGUUUGGCCUAUGCUAACUCGAAAAGGGAAACGGUGACGAAAAACGAGGAAAGAGGUGUCAUUUUUGAACUCAAAAAAGUUCUCUCUGAUCAAAAACCAUCUGCUAUUCCGGAAGUGAAAGGUCUUGCUGGGCUUUCCCUAGGACUUAUUCUCGUUGGAACAGCUGAUGCCGAAGCUGCUAUGGAGAUGCUUCAAGCUUUGAUGGACAAAAGCGAGACUGAAUUAACUGAUCCCAACAUGCGGUUUUUGGCAUUGGGAAUUGCGUUGAUUUUCCUGCAGACUCAAGACAAGAGUGAUGUCUUUGUGGAAAGCCUCCGUUCACUUCCAGAUCCAUUUGGCGCAAUGGUUUCGACACUCGUGGAAGUUUGCGCUUAUGCCGGAACUGGAAACGUUCUCAAAAUCCAGAAGUUACUUCAUCUUUGUUCGGAGCACUAUGAAACUCCAGUUGCAGAAAAGAAGAGCACAUCGCGUGGUGGACGUGGAGCUAGCUCAGCCGCCGCUGCUACAGCGACUCCAGCUCGAGCUGCUGCUCAAGGAACAAACACGGAUACCACUGCUACGCCUGCACCCUCUGGAACACCAGCUACUGUCCCAGGUGCUCCUAGACGCGAUAACGCUCCUCCUGCUGCUACACCAGCUGCUCCAGGCGUUGCGGGGGCUGCUGGAACUGCUACUGCUACCGAUGCCACACCUGCUCCUCCGGCCAAACCGGACCUUUCUUCUCAACAAGCUGUCGCUGUUCUCGGAAUCGGACUCAUUGCAAUGGGAGAUGAUAUUGGUUCGCAGAUGGCUCUUCGCAUGUUCGGACAUCUUAUUCGAUAUGGAGAACCAGUAAUUCGUCGGGCAGUUCCACUAGCUCUUUCGCUUCUUUCCGUAUCCAAUCCACAGCUCAACAUUCUGGAAACUCUUUCAAAGUUCUCUCAUGAUUCGGAUGCCGAUACCGCUCAUAACGCAAUUUUCGCCAUGGGACUUGUUGGAGCAGGAACAAAUAAUGCUCGUCUAGUUGCAAUGCUCCGUAAUCUGGCAUCUUACCACUACAAAGAUCAAGUUUCGCUCAUGCUUGUCAGAAUUGCUCAAGGAUUGACUCAUCUCGGAAAAGGAACAAUGACUCUGAACCCAUGGCACUCAGAUCGGCAGUUGCUGUCUCCUAGUGCGUUGGCUUCAUUGCUCUCGAUCUGUUAUUGUUUCCUCGACGCCAACAACACCGUGCUCAACAGCCGCCAACAUUACUUGCUCUACACGUUGGUACUAGCAAUGCAACCAAGAAUGCUCACGACUCUGAUUGAGGAUGAAAUGAAGCCUGGAAGCUUGAAACAGUUGAACGUAUCUGUUCGUGUGGGACAAGCUGUCGACGUUGUCGCUCAAGCAGGAAAACCGAAGACCAUCACCGGAUUCCAAACCCAUACCACACCAGUUCUUCUGGCCCAUGGAGAACGUGCAGAGUUGGCGAAUGAGGAAUAUAUUUCGGUAACACCACAUCUUGAAGGAUUGGUUAUUCUAAAGAAAAAUCCCGAAUAUCAGCCAGUGGUCGUGUCGUCAAAGAAGUGA
Messenger RNA from Caenorhabditis remanei, 2964 nucleotides. RefSeq lists its product as uncharacterized. Gene Ontology annotation, biological process: proteasome-mediated ubiquitin-dependent protein catabolic process; regulation of protein catabolic process. The transcript is spliced from 7 exons. NCBI's taxonomy places the organism in Eukaryota, Metazoa, Nematoda, Chromadorea, Rhabditida, Rhabditidae. Bases 1 to 2964 code for a protein of 987 amino acids. Gene Ontology annotation, molecular function: enzyme regulator activity. The record is from RefSeq and is a predicted model, not a curated record. Gene Ontology annotation, cellular component: proteasome regulatory particle, base subcomplex; nucleus; proteasome complex.